UUACUUUCAAUGUUUGGACGGUGUAUCAUGAUAGUAAGAUCAAAACUCCUACUAAUAUUUAUUUACCUACUUUUGUUCAGUAGAGGUAGAGAGUCGGAGAGGAGAGGAGAGGAGAGAACAUUAUGGCGUGCUGGUGCUGCUCUCUCUAGUCUCAACCACUGCAUAACAUCCAUCCGUCCAUACAUCGCUCAAGUCUCGUCAUCAUCACACAACGCCAAUCAUUUUCCAUGUAGGGCCGUCCAGUCCAUCCCUCCUCCUGUGAUUGUGAAUGAUUGCGAAUUUAGCCGCUACUAACCAAACACCCUCACCCUCAUCUUCAUCUUCAUUUUCCUUUCCCCUUCCCCCAACACUAGUAUCUACACUUUUAUACUCGAUUCAGUUCUGGUUUGCUUCUCCUCUUCAAGCCACGCUGUGCCUCUGCCUGCCGACUAUAUACGCUUGUACAUACUACAGCCGUGAUAUCACAUGGGCCUUGCCUCCGCAAAGCUCUCCUUGCUCCUCAGUAACAGAUGGCUCGUUUUUGUGGCUGCAAUGUGGCUCCAAUCCUGCGCCGGGAUUGGGUACUUGUUUGGCAGCAUCUCACCUACCAUUAAAACCAAUCUAAACUAUAACCAGAGGCAGCUCGCAAGUUUAGGAGUCGCAAAGGAUUUGGGCGACAGCUUUGGAAUCUUCUCGGGUGGAAUAGGCGAUUUUUUGCCCCUCUGGGGUGUGCUGCUUGUGGGCGCCUUGAAGAAUUUUAUUGGGUAUGGUUGGGUUUGGCUCGUCGUCACCGGCAGAGUUCCGGUUUUGCCCUUGUGGGCUAUGUGCAUCCUCAUCUUCGUGGGGACAAAUGGCGAGACCUACUUCAAUACUGUAUCACUGGUGUCCUGCGUGCAGAAUUUCCCCAAGAGCCGAGGUCCUGUUGUGGGGAUACUCAAGGGCUUUGCUGGGUUGAGUGGUGCAAUCUUGUCGCAGAUAUACACGCUCAUCCACUCUCCGGACCAUGCUUCGCUGCUGUUUAUGGUUGCAGUUGGCCCCAGCAUGGUGGCGAUCGCCCUCAUGUUCGUCAUCAGGCCCGUCGGCGGCCACAAGCAGCUACUGUCGUCCGACAACUUCAAUUUCUCCGUUGUCUAUAGCAUCUGCCUCGUUUUGGCUGCUUAUCUGAUGGGGGUGAUGGUUGUACAGGACCUGGUGGCUGUGAGCCACACGAUUACCAUCGUCUUCACGGUUAUCUUGCUCAUCCUUUUGUUGCUCCCCAUUCUCAUCCCCAUCAAUCUCGUUGCUGCUGCUCCCUCUGAGCCAAAAUCACUGGAGGAAGAAGCGCUUGUACCACCCAACAAUGAGCAGCAGCAGCGGCAGCAGCAGCAGGAGAGCAGCACAGCGCUGGGGGGCUACGAAUCUCAAGAAAUCAUUUUCAGCGAAGUGGAAGAGGAGAAGCCAAAAGAAGUGGAUAUGCUUCCUGCCUCGGAGAGGCACAAGAGAAUUGCUCAACUCCAGUCCCGGCUCGCCCAAGCUGCUGCGGAGGGGGCAGUUAGGAUCAAGAGAAGAAGGCGGCCGCACAGAGGGGAGGACUUCACUAUGAUGGAGGCAUUGAUCAAGGCAGAUUUUUGGCUCAUCUUCUUCUCUCUUAUGCUGGGCUCGGGCUCCGGAUUGACUGUGAUCGAUAACUUGGGACAGAUGAGCGAGUCUUUGGGGUACGAAAACACCCAUGUGUUUGUUUCCUUGAUCAGCAUUUUCAACUUUCUAGGCCGUGUUGGUGGUGGCUUCCUGUCUGAGAAAAUUGUCAGCGACUAUGCCUACCCGAGGCAUUUGGCCAUGGCUGUUGCCCAGCUUGUAAUGGCAGUGGGUCAUUUCUUCUUUGCGAUGGGUUGGCCCGGGGCGAUGUACGUUGGGACUCUUCUUGUAGGGAUUGGCUAUGGGUCACACUGGGCCAUAGUGCCUGCUGCAGUUUCCGAGUUGUUUGGGUUGAAAAAGUUUGGGGGUCUGUACAAUGUGAUUACCAUCGCAAACCCUGCAGGUUCUUUGAUUUUCUCUGGCGUGAUUGCAAGUACCAUAUAUGAUAGGGAAGCGGAGAAGCAGGCUGGUGGAGGCGGCAGCAGCUUAUUGUCGAGUUUCAUCCGCGUGGAAGAGCCUCUCAAAUGCCACGGAACCGUCUGCUACUUCAUGUCCUCCUUGAUCCUGUGUGGGAUCUGCAUCGUCGCCUCUAUUUUAAGCAUGAUUCUUGUUUACAGGACAAAGACUGUGUACGCUCACCUGUAUGGUCGAUCGCCGGCAGCAGCAGCAGCUGGGGCGGGAGGUAGAUAGAUAGGUAGAUAUUAUGCAGCCUGCCUGCCUGUGGGUACUUGUUUCAUUUUGCCUUUGCUUGUUUCUAUUUGGAUUAUACAUUCAUUCAUCCAUCCAUCUAUCUAUCUAUCUAUAUACAUACAUACAUACAUACUCCAGAGAAGCAAUCGAGAGAGAGAGAGAGAGAGUUGUUGGUCUUGCUGCAGGCAGAUAAGGAGGCAAGGGUGAUUCGUGACAUGGCUAUGAAUGAAUAUAUCGGCUGCAUCACCCACAACUAUCUCUAUCUAUAUAAUAUACAUUCAUUCUUUGAGGGAGGGAAGCAGUCUUUGUCUAUCUGCUGGUUUUGGUUUUGGUUGAGUUUGGAGUUUGAGUUUGUGACACGCCCUGCCCUGCCCUGCCCUCACAUCACAUACUGCUUCUUACGCCUGUUGUAUUAUUGUUUGUUCUCUUGACCAGAUCAUGUCAUAAUAAAACAUUUAUUAAUGAAUUGCCUGCCCCCUGAACGAUGAUGAAAUGAAGUUGUUUCUUA
Molecule: messenger RNA, 2791 nt
Organism: Andrographis paniculata
Lineage: Eukaryota; Viridiplantae; Streptophyta; Magnoliopsida; Lamiales; Acanthaceae
Product: protein NUCLEAR FUSION DEFECTIVE 4-like
Exons: 3
Coding region: 466-2283 (605 amino acids)
Cellular component (GO): membrane
Source: RefSeq, a predicted model, not a curated record